This is a messenger RNA of Cotesia glomerata, 410 nucleotides long. RefSeq lists its product as uncharacterized. Gene Ontology annotation, biological process: ubiquitin-dependent protein catabolic process. The transcript is spliced from 2 exons. The coding region runs from base 1 to 327 and encodes 108 amino acids. The record is from RefSeq and is a predicted model, not a curated record. Lineage: Eukaryota; Metazoa; Arthropoda; Insecta; Hymenoptera; Braconidae.
AUGCUUUUAAAGAUACUUGUCGACUGGAUUAAUAGACAUCAGCAUGAUGUAGGACGCACCGUAUUUGACCACACCGAAAAUCCUGUAGCAGUCACCUUAAGUAACGAUGAUCAAGAAAGUUUAAACCUCGUUGACAACAAUGUUAUUUUAGAAAUUGUCCAAGUCGCAGAUGAAUAUGAUAUGAUGGAUUUGUUAGAUGGUGCAUGUCAAAUUGCAGCUCCCAUCAUCGAGAAUAUGAAUCACGUUGAACUAAAAGCUAAAUUUUUUGCCUCUGGUGAUUCUUUAAAUGAAGAGGAAGUUUUCUUUGGUAGUGAUGACGAACUUUAAGUGAACUUUACAAUAUAUGAUAAUAUUUAACUAUGUAAUAAACUGUUUUAUAUAAUAAAGAAGAGAGGAAUACCUUUGAACAA